Molecule: messenger RNA, 2291 nt
Organism: Vespa mandarinia (Asian giant hornet)
Lineage: Eukaryota; Metazoa; Arthropoda; Insecta; Hymenoptera; Vespidae
Gene: Dlic
Product: dynein light intermediate chain
Biological process (GO): microtubule-based movement; microtubule cytoskeleton organization
Cellular component (GO): cytoplasmic dynein complex; centrosome
Molecular function (GO): dynein heavy chain binding
Source: RefSeq, a predicted model, not a curated record
UUAUGCGUUUAUCGUCGUAUCAGUGUACAAGUUUGUGUUACGUAUAACCUCUCACGCGUAUAUAACAAUUGAUUUUGUUAGGUUAAAACGACAAAUGUCCUACUAGAAUAAUCUUCGUAUUAUUUGCAUUCAUAUGAAAAAGCGACGAUCGGUAAGAAAUAAAGUUAGUUACGAACCGCACCCGCUUUCUGCGCACAAUCGAUAGUGCAUUUCGUUUCUGUCAAAUGGAUAAUGGCAGCGACGAUGAUUGAUACGAUGGCACAAAGUAAUGGAUUUCAAUCGAAAAAGAAAGAAGAUCCAGAAAAUAAAGACAAUUUGUGGUCCUCUAUUCUAGCAGAGGUACAGAAUAGCGGAAAUAACAAACUGCCAUCGAACAAGAAUGUCCUUGUCUUAGGUGACAACGAAAGUGGUAAAACAACUCUUAUCGCAAAAUUACAAGGAGUGGAAGAUCCAAAAAAAGGUUCUGGUUUAGAGUUUGCGUAUAUCGAUGUAAGAGAUGAUUAUAGAGAUGAUCAAACAAGAUUAUCCGUGUGGGUCUUGGAUGGUGAUCCAGGUCACGCUAAUUUGCUGAGAUUCGCGUUAAAUGCAGAAAGAUUUCCGCACACGCUUGUUAUGUUAGUAGCCGCAAUGACCACGCCAUGGGCUAUUCUUGAUCAAUUACAGGCAUGGGCUGCUUUAUUAGGCGAUCAUGUUGAUAAAUUAUCUAUAGAUAAUGAUUCUAGGCAACGAUGCAGGCAACAAAACAUUAAAAAAUGGCAAGAGUAUACCGAACCUGGUGAUGAACUAGAUCCAGGAAGUCCUUUGAGACGUACUAGUCGUAAUCUUGAUGACGAAACAACUGAUAAUUUACCUUUACCAGAAGGUGUACUUACAACCAAUUUAGGCCUAGACAUUGUCGUGGUUAUAACUAAAACUGAUUACAUGUCUACCCUUGAGAAGGAACACGAUUAUAAAGAUGAAGAUUUUGAUUUUAUGCAACAAUGGAUUAGGCGAUUCUGUUUGCAAUAUGGUGCAGGUCUUUUCUAUACAUCAGUAAAAGAAGAUAAAAACUGUGAUCUAUUGUAUAAAUACCUUACACAUAGAAUUUAUUCAUUACCUUUCAGAACGCCUGCUUUAGUGGUUGAAAAAGAUGCAGUUCUUAUUCCUGCUGGUUGGGAUAAUAUGAAAAAGAUCAGCAUCCUUCAUGAAAAUUUACAAUCGAUGAAACCGAACGAUUAUUAUCGCGAUAUUAUUACACAACCUGCGACAAAUAGAAAGUGUGUGGCAAGGGAAGUAGAAGUUCAAGCGGAAGAUGAACAAGCAUUUUUAGCAAGACAACAAGCUACGUCAUCAGGUUUGAAGGAUCCAACACGUUCACCUACAACAAGGAACCAGGCAAGCCUCGGCCCAGUUAUACAGGUUGCAUCGCCAAACAAGAAAUUGGAUUCUAAAGGUACCGGUACUACCGCUGCAGGAGAGGGUGUAUUAGCUAAUUUCUUCAACUCUCUUCUUUAUAAAAAGACUGCUACACCACCGGGUGUCCCAGGAUCACCAGGAAGUAUAGGUGCGAGUCCUGUUAAGCUUGAUAGUACACCUGUAGAUAAGGCAACAAUGUGCAAUGAUGCGGCAGCGGAAUUAGAUCGUCUUACACAAACCAAGAAAAUAUCUCCACCAAAUUUAAAUUCAUCAUCUGAAUGUUAAAGGAAUAAAUACUCUCUCUCUCUUUCUCUCUCUUUUUUUUUUCUUUUUUUUUUUCUUUUUUGCGAUCCAUCUGUCGAAGAAAAAAAAGACAAUAUAGGAAUCUGCAAUAUAUUAAUUUCAUCAUAAUCAAAAGGUCAAUGUGUACACGAAUAAUGCUUAACUUAUCGUCUAUCGGAUAGGGUACUUGAAAUAUUUUCAUGUCUUGCCAACAAUGAAGAUAUGAAGAUAAGAAGUAUUUCGUAUUAAGUAUCCAAUUCUGUAUAUAUAUAUAUAUAUACACACACACACACACACCAUGAUAUUCGGUACUAUUUUAUUUAUUUCUUCUAUUUAUGUUUAAGAUUGCAUCUAUUGCAUAAUAAUCAACGAGAUCUAUUUGACUUUUAAUUAUUUCAUACUUUUAGGAAGAUCAGAUUAAAUAAAAUCUCUAAUUAGGAAGCUUGAAGAUAUAUUCUUACAAUUUAAUCAUGUAUAUCAAGAUGAAUAAUUAUGAUCAAAAUAAUAUAGUUGCCUUCUAUUUCAUAUAAUAAACAAGUAGCACAAAAUGCUAUGUUUUAGCUUAAGCGUAGACGGUUUUUAUCGUUUCUAAAGCUUAUAAUAAAAAAAAAAAA